Papilio machaon (common yellow swallowtail) is the source of this 13900-nucleotide messenger RNA. It is a transcript of the gene Dhc1, whose product is annotated as dynein axonemal heavy chain 5. Gene Ontology annotation, biological process: microtubule-based movement. Gene Ontology annotation, cellular component: dynein complex. NCBI's taxonomy places the organism in Eukaryota, Metazoa, Arthropoda, Insecta, Lepidoptera, Papilionidae. The coding region runs from base 1 to 13890 and encodes 4629 amino acids. The record is from RefSeq and is a predicted model, not a curated record. Gene Ontology annotation, molecular function: minus-end-directed microtubule motor activity; ATP hydrolysis activity; dynein light intermediate chain binding. The transcript is spliced from 48 exons.
AUGUUUGUAUAUAACAUUAAACCUGGAUCUAGUGAAGAAGAAGAGGAAGAAGAUGUGAUGGACAUUUUGCAGAAAAGGCGAGAAGAAUGCGAACGCAAAGCAAGAAGGGGGGAGAUGGACCCCCGUUUGGAGUUCACAUUCCAACUCCUCAUCGACGGGACGGGACUGCCAAGACAUGCCAUCAUGGAUCAUGUUUUCGAAGGAAACAUGUUAGACGAUAUCAACCAGCUUUUCCUCCCCCACAUGAGGAAUAAACUUCUAUGGUAUUACCAAGAUGUGGAAGAAGUCGAGCAGCGCUUGCCAGUGGAGGGAACAAAGCCUCGACAGCAAGGUCAGGCGAAACUACCGCCCCCGCAGGUCACACUCAAGAAGAAAUUGUUUCUAUCAGAUGGUUGGGACGUGAAGUUCACUGGAAUAUGUAUUUACAUGUUCAGAAUUAACGUCAGCAAACAGUUACCUGAAGAAGGCUUCCACAAAGACUUGUUUUGUGGAAUUUUAAACGCGGGCAAAGUAGGAUUGGUGACGGCUAUAGAACGUAUUAUGGAACACGUAUACAUGAACGCCCUGGCUCAUCCGAGCAUAUGUGAAGACGUUUGCAAUCAAGUAAAUUUAUUUGACGAUGGCAAAGCUUUAAUGGCUAACUUACAAGAUCAUAACGAACUAAAGGAGAUGACUAAAAAUCCUAAUACUAUAACGAUGCUAGAAGAAAGGGUCGAUGAGUGGGUGAAAAAAAUUAUGGAGAUACUCAGUGAGAGUGAGCAACUGCGACGCGAAGUAGAUUCCAGCGGGCCACAGGACGAACUUGAAUACUGGAAGAAAAGAGGAGCCCAAUUUUCACAGCUGGUGUCGUACUUGCAGGAUAAUGAAGUUCAACUAACCCUGACCUGUUUACAACUGGCUAAUUCAAGAUCAAUUAAACUUUGGCGCGACACAGAUCAUAAAAUUACAUUUUGCUACAAUGAAGCGAAGGAUAAUGCUAAGUUUAUUCAAGCCAUGGAAAAAUGUUGUCAUUCCCUUUACCUGGACGAUCCUGUUAAGAUUAACGACUCAAUACUCAGCCUGUUACAAACCGUCCGGUUGAUACACAGCGUAUCUCAAUUUUACAACACCUCGGAAAGAAUAUCCUCCUUAAUGGUCAAAAUAACGAAUCAAAUGAUUGAAACUUGUAAGCAGUACAUCACAAAUCGUUUUAAAGAAACUAUUUGGUCACAAGAACGUGUGGUGGUUCGCGAGAAACUUUUGCAUUGCAUCAACUUGAACAAAACUUAUAGGGAUACAUACAUUUACGUGAAGAAUCAACCUUUUUUACCUAACGUCGAACAGUUUAGCUUCUCCGAAAACUACGUGUUUGGUAAAUUCGAUACUUUCUGCAAGAGGUUGAAUAAAAUCAUAGCAAUGUUCGAUAUGAUGGACGAUUACAAUAACUUAUUUGAAAAGAGGAUGGAGGGAUUAUUACUUGGCGAAGAUUUGGAAGAUGCUAUGCAUGCUUUCCAAGAAGCUAAGAAAGCGGUCACCACGUGUCACUAUGAUUAUUUAGAUUAUAGGAACAAUGAAUUUGACAAGGACUAUCAAACAUUUGAGGCAAAAACUAACACCCUCCGGGAAUCGAUUGGGAAUACAAUAGAAGUGAACUUCGCAAGUGUAUGGGAAACGCCACAAGGGAUAAAAUUUUUGACAAGAUUUGAAAAGGUCAGUCAAAAAAUUUUAAUAACAAAAUUGAACGAAAAAUAUGACAGAGUUUUAAAAUACUGCGAAAAGGAAGUGGACAAAAUAAUGAAAAUGUUUAAACGUCAAAAAGAUGAUCCACCUUUGCCAAGAAAUUAUUCACCAAUAGCAGGUCGCAUAAAGUGGGCACGAUGUUUGAUGCACAAUAUGACGGAGACGGUGGAGAGCGUGUGCGCGCACCCCGUGCUACGUGCGCUCCCCGCUGCUGCCGACAUGAUGCGCAAGUACGCGUCUACGCGCACGCUCAUUCACAACUACGAAGAUAAUAUGCGCGCCGUUUGGAUGAACCAGAACUUAUGCGAUGUUGAUGACAGUCUCAAUAACACUUUAUUAAAAAUUGAUGAAUCCGGUCGUGUAGCUGUCAAUUUGGACCAUACUAUCAAACUAUUGAUAAGAGAGUCAGACUGUCUUGUCAAAAUGGACAUCGACUUGCCCAUCGUGUGUCACUCUCUGUAUGCGAAAAAGAACUAUUUUACAAUCGUCAAUGAUUCAUUGCAGUUUUUGCUGGAAGAUUAUCUCGCGACGCUGCGUCGUGUUAAGUUAGAAGUGAGACCACUUUUCCUACCUCAAGUAGUCCGACUUUCCUCCCUCCUCCUUCCGGGCUUGAAGACAGUAACGUGGACCAGUGAGGAUUGGAAGGAGUUCAUUGACCGCGCCAAUUCGGCCAUCAAAAGUUUUGAUGUGUUGGUGACGAGAGUGCAUGAUAUAUAUUCGAAUAGAAUCAUUUAUGUACUUGCUGGAAUGCAGGAAGUUUCCUUGGUGAAUUUACCAGAAGAAGUCCCUUGGUCCAUGGAGGAGUUUAUCGAGCACGUAGAAUCUGGAAGUCGCAACGCAUGCAUUGAGUUGAACCGAAAGAGCUUGAUGGUGGAAGAAGCUGUCGAAGAGGUUCUGGACUUGGUGAAGAAGGCGGCUCAGCAAAUCAAGCCGACAGAAAUAAACCCCGACUUCGAGUUCCUCAUUGGUGAAGACGAGAUGCAAACUGGGAGCGGUGCAGCGUCCACUAUGAACGAGUCGACGAGCAGUGGCCAACAAGACUGGUCUGCGGUAUGGGAGUGCUUCGACAACCCUCACAAGUUGCUCUCUACACCCGCUGGUGGACUCUCUAAAGGCAUGCAGGAAAUGGUGAAGAAUGCAGUGAGUGAAAUGCGUCGAUACUAUAGUAGAAAAGUAAUAGACGUGCUCAUCAAAGUGACACGACGAGGUCUGGACCUUAUUAUCAAACAAUUCUCUAAGGAUAACGAAGCUAGUAAAAAGAAACCAAUGUUUCUUCUACAAGCUACGCUGAUGAUACCAAAUGUGUCAGUUAAACCAACACUUGAAGAAAUUCAAGAGGUUUUAGUUCUUGCUGGAAAACUCAUCUCAGGGUUAUCAAAAGGCGUCUCACAGUGGAGUGGGGGAAAAACAUCCAGGGUUCAAUCAGUAAACAACAUGGCGACAAAAUCAAUGAGACUGGGUGAAGCGGCAAAAUUAAAAAAGAAGAAAUACUACAGAUUGGAAUCAGAGGAGAAACCGGUGUUUCCAUUGCAACAGAAAAAUUUCUACAGUCACGUUAUGGAGAACAAAGAGAUUAUCAAAACUUUGUCAUUAUUAUCAACGUGUACGCAAAAUGUUAAGAUUGAAUUGAAUACGCUUGUUAAACGCUGGAGACCAUAUCACUAUUUAUGGAAAUGUGAGAAAACUCUUCGUCAAUUAUUAGCAUGGACAUUAAAUGAUUUUGAAAUUGCUUUGAAGAGACAUAGCGAAUUAGAAGCAAAGCUUUAUACGGAACCUGAUGUGUUGAUUAUAGGAAAUUGCUUGGCAGUGUCAACAGAGAAGCUAAAAUUAGGUCUGAACACAGAACUUAAAAAUGGUACGUACAGAAUAAGUCAAGCGAUGCGCAAGAAAUACAAACGCGAAAUGGACUACGUUUACGCUAUAAUGAACGAUUUGGAGCGCAAGCUAGAGAGGCCAAUAAGGGAUUUAGACGAUGUUAGAACUGUUAUGGAAACGUUGAAGAAAAUCCGAGAGCAAGAAGUUGAUAUGGAACUCAAGAUUGAUCCGGUUGAGGAAGCGUUUAACGUUAUCACCCGUUACGAGCUUCCAGUAAGCAAAGAGGAUAUGGAGCAAGUUGACAAUCUUCGGUACACUUGGCAACAGUUGCAGGCGACCGCUCUCGCUUCCCACGUGCAACUGCUCAAGAUGCAGCCGCAGUUCGAAGACGACCUCAAAAACAAUUUGGAUAGGUUUCGCGAUGAUAAUACUGAUUACUGCCACGAGUACCGGCACGCUGGUCCGAUGCAACCGGGCUUGAGCCCUCGUGAGGCCUCCGACCGCUUAAUAUUAUUCCAGAAUCGAUUUGACGGUAUGUGGAGAAAACUGCAGACGUAUCAAAACGGAGAAGAAUUGUUCGGUUUGCCUCACACUGAGUAUCCAGAACUAGCGCAAAUCAGAAAGGAACUAAAUUUACUUCAAAAACUUUACAAGCUCUACAAUGACGUGAUAGAUAGAGUGAGCAGUUACUACGAUAUACCCUGGGGUGAGGUAAACAUUGAAGAAAUUAACAACGAACUCAUGGAGUUUCAAAAUAGAUGUAGGAAAUUACCUAAAGGAUUAAAGGAAUGGCCAGCAUUCUAUGCGUUGAAGAAAACAAUUGAUGAUUUUAACGAUAUGUGCCCUCUUCUCGAGUUGAUGGCAAAUAAAGCGAUGAAGCCGCGUCACUGGCAGCGGAUCAUGGAAGUCACCAAAUAUAAUUUUGAACUGGAUAACGAAGAUUUUUGCUUGAAAAACAUUUUAGAAGCACCAUUGCUUCAAAACAAAGAGGAUAUUGAGGAUAUUUGUAUAUCCGCGAUGAAGGAAAAGGAUAUAGAAGCAAAGUUGCGUCAAGUUACAAAUGAGUGGUCCGUGCACGAACUCACUUUCCAGACAUUUAACAAUCGUGGUGAGCUACUUCUUCGAGGCGACACCACAGCUGAGACAAUCGGUCAGCUUGAAGACAGUCUUAUGAUCUUAGGAUCUCUUUUAUCUAACAGAUACAACGCACCAUUCAGAAAGCAGAUACAACAGUGGCUGUUCGACUUGCAGAGCACAAAUGAGAUUCUUGAACGAUGGCUGCUCGUGCAAAAUAUGUGGGUGUACCUGGAGGCAGUCUUUGUUGGUGGCGAUAUUGCAAAACAGCUACCAAAAGAAGCCAAGCGUUUUUCUAAAAUUGACAAAUCCUGGCAAAAGAUCAUGCAACGAGCUCACGAGACUCCCGGCGUUGUUUCCUGCUGCGUUGGAGAUGAUCUCCUGCGACAACUUCUGCCCCAUUUGCAGGAGCAAUUGGAACUCUGCCAAAAAAGUUUAAGCGGUUAUUUGGAAAAGAAGAGAACUAUGUUUCCUAGAUUCUUCUUUGUGUCGGAUCCAGCCUUACUUGAGAUUCUGGGCCAGGCAUCGGAUUCACAUACGAUACAAAAUCAUUUACUAUCAAUAUUUGACAAUAUUAGAUACGUGAAAUUUCACGACAUAGAGUACAACAAAAUGAUUGCAAUCGUGUCAUCAGAAGGUGAAGAAAUCAAACUCGAGAGACCGGUACGAGCUGAAGGCUCUGUAGAAACUUGGUUGACUUCGCUACUGCAAUCUGCCCAAAGUAGUCUUCACUCGAUUAUACGUAAUGCUGUGUCAGUUCUCAAUGACCCCUCUUUCAAUUUGUUGCUGUUUCUUGAUAAAAUGCCAGCUCAGGUCGGACUGCUAGGAAUACAAAUAAUUUGGACACGGGACGCAGAAUUAGCUCUGAUGCAAGCUCGACAAGAUAAGAAGAUAAUGAUGGAAACUAACAACAAAUUUUUGGAACUUUUAAACACUCUCAUAGACCAAACAACAAGAGACCUGCAGAAAAUUGAGCGCAUUAAAUUUGAAACCCUUAUCACUAUACAUGUCCACCAAAGAGAUAUAUUUGAUAUGUUGUGCCGUCUCAACGUGCGAUCGGCGAAUGACUUUGAGUGGCUAAAGCAAUGUCGCUUCUAUUUCAAAGAAGACGCAGACAAGACAUGGAUCUCGGUAACAGACGUUACUUUCGCUUACCAAAAUGAAUAUUUGGGCUGUACCGAAAGACUUGUCAUCACGCCGUUGACAGACCGAUGCUACAUAACGUUAGCUCAAGCAUUGGCUAUGAGCAUGGGCGGUGCGCCUUGCGGUCCCGCCGGCACUGGGAAAACAGAAACUGUCAAAGAUAUGGGCAAAACCUUGGCUAAAUAUGUCGUCGUCUUCAACUGUUCCGAUCAAAUGGAUUACAGAGGCCUUGGGCGUAUUUAUAAAGGUUUAGCACAAUCGGGCUCUUGGGGCUGUUUUGAUGAGUUCAAUCGUAUCGAGCUGCCUGUAUUGUCAGUGGCCGCGCAACAAGUUGCCGUCGUGCUGGCAGCUAAGAAAGAAAAGAAGAAGACCUUUUUGUUCACGGACGGAGACAUGUCCGAUAUGUGCCCGGAGUUUGGUAUAUUUAUUACAAUGAACCCGGGCUACGCUGGACGUAAAGAGCUUCCGGAAAAUCUGAAGAUACAAUUCCGUACAGUAGCUAUGAUGGUGCCAGACAGACAAAUCAUCAUCAGGGUAAAGUUGGCUUCAUGCGGCUUUCUUGAGAAUAUCACACUUGCUCGAAAGUUUUACACGCUUUACAAAUUGUGUGAGGAACAGUUAACAAAACAGGUGCACUAUGAUUUUGGACUUCGAAACAUUCUAUCAGUUUUGAGAACUCUAGGCGCUGUAAAGCGAGUUAAUUCAAAAGACAAUGAAAGUACAAUCGUGAUGCGUGUCCUACGAGAUAUGAACUUAUCAAAAUUAAUAGACGAAGAUGAGCCAUUAUUUAUAUCUUUGGUAGCUGAUCUAUUUCCUAAUCAAGUAUUGGAGAAAACUACAUACCCCGAACUAGAAGACGCAAUUAAGAAACAAGUUGAUCAAGCAGGUUUAAUCUAUCAUCCACCAUGGGUGUUGAAAAUUAUACAGCUUUACGAGACACAAAGGGUGCGACAUGGCAUUAUGACCCUGGGUCCACCUGGCGCUGGGAAAACAACGUGUAUUCAUACCUUGAUGACUGCUUUAUCUAACAUAGAAGACCCACACAGAGAAAUGCGUAUGAAUCCUAAAGCUAUAACCGCGGCACAAAUGUUUGGACGUCUAGAUGUUGCCACCAACGACUGGACCGACGGUAUAUUCUCAGCUUUAUGGCGAAAAACAUUAAAAAUUAAAACCGGCGAACAUAUUUGGUUGGUCCUAGACGGUCCCGUAGACAGCAUAUGGAUUGAAAACUUGAAUUCAGUUCUUGAUGAUAAUAAGACACUAACUUUGGCUAAUGGUGAUCGUUUGACAAUGUCUCCAACUUCAAAGAUUAUUUUCGAACCAGAAAAUAUCGAUAAUGCCUCUCCUGCAACGGUUUCUCGUAACGGAAUGGUGUACAUGAGCUCUUCAGGUUUGGAUUGGGAGCCAGUUCUUAGCGCCUGGCUUAUGACAAGAUCCCAGAGGGAAAUAGAAGUUUUUAGUGCUCUAUUUGAACAGACUUUCCUAAGUACCUACACAUGGUGUACUCAGAAUCUUACCUUCAGUAUGCGAGUACUUCAAACCAACAUCGUUUUUCAAAUACUUAAUAUAUUAGAAGGUCUAGUUCCACCGCAGAUCGUAGAAGUAGAAGAACCUUCAGCAAAUAAAUCGGUAAAUGGUGACUUAGAUGACGAAGACGAAAAGGAAAAAUCGGAAGAAAUUAUUCUCUUUACGCAUGAACAUUUGCACAAAAUUUAUAUUUUUGCAUUAAUAUGGGGAUUUGGAUCACUUCUUGAAACAGAAGAUAGAGCUAGGUUUGAUAGGCACAUUAAGACAUCUUUCGUAGAUAUACUGGAACUACCAAAACAUCCAAGUAAUAAACCUAGUAUUUUGUUUGACUUUUAUGUGAAACAUCCUGGUAAAUGGGAGUUAUGGGAUGAUUUGAUGACUAACUAUCAAUAUCCUGACACCGCAACACCCGAUUACUCUAGUAUUCUAGUUCCAAUCGUAGAUAACGUGAGAAUUAAUUAUCUAAUACAUUGUAUUGCAAAACAAGGAAAAGCAGUACUUCUUUUGGGCGAACAAGGUUCAGCGAAAACGGUUAUGAUGAAAGCCUAUAUGAAAAAUGCUAACCCAGAACAAUUUAUGGGUCGUUCAUUUAAUUUUUCCUCUGCAACGAGUCCUUAUCAAUUCCAAAAAACCAUAGAAAGCUACGUUGAAAAACGCAGUGGUAUGACUUUUGGUCCGCCAGGAGGCAAAAAAAUGUUAGUGUUUAUAGAUGACAUAAAUCUUCCACAAAUAAAUGAAUGGGGUGAUCAAAUAACAAAUGAAAUUGUUAGGCAAACAAUGAGUAUGGGAGGAUUUUAUAGUUUGGAAAAACCUGGAGAUUUUACUACAAUUGUCGAUAUUCAAUUCUUAGGUGCUAUGGGACAGCCAGGUGGAGGACGGAAUGAUAUUCCAGCUCGUUUGAAGAGACAAUUUUCUAUUUUUAACUGUCCCUUGCCUAACAAUGAAUCGAUAGAUAAAAUUUUCAAGGUUAUAGGUGAAGGUCAUUAUAAUGUAAAACGUGGUUUUACUGCAGAAGUAAGAUCUCUUAUAAAACGUGUUAUACCUUUAACAAGAGAACUAUGGACGCGAACACGACAGAAACUUUUACCUACACCAGCUAAGUUCCAUUAUGUAUUUUCGUUAAGAGAUUUGUCAAGAGUUUGGCAGGGUAUGGUAGGGACCUUGCCGACUGUAAUAGAAUCGGAAAAGUGUCUAAUGCUAUUAUGGAAACACGAAUGUUCCCGCGUGUUUUCAGACAGGUUUACACAUCAAGCUGAUAAAGAUUGGUUCAAUGUAGCCCUAUACGACAUUACUACAGAAGUAUUGGGAGUGGAAUACAAAAAAAUGAUGGAUAAAGAUCCUGUAUUUGUUGAUUUUAUGAGGGAUGCUCCGGAACCAACUGGUGAAGAAGGUGAAGAUGCUGAUAUGGAGUUGCCGAAAGUUUAUGAGCCGGUGUUUGAUUUUGAUGAAUUACGAGACAGAUUAGACAUGUUUCUUUCACAAUUCAAUGAAAUGGUGAGGGGCUCUGGAAUGGAUUUGGUAUUUUUCCCUGAUGCGAUGCUUCAUUUAGUAAAAAUAUCUCGAGUUAUAAGACACCCUAGAGGUAAUGUAAUGCUAGUGGGUGUAGGAGGGUCUGGAAAGCAAUCGCUGACAAAACUAUCAACUUUUAUUGCUGGAUAUCGUUCCUUUCAAAUAGCUUUAACAAGGUCCUACAACGUUGGAAACUUUUUAGAAGACCUUAAGUUAUUAUAUAGAUCAUGUGGUGUACAAGGUAAAGGAACAACGUUUAUAUUUACUGAUUUGGACAUUAAAGAAGAAGGUUUUUUGGAAUACUUAAAUAAUAUAUUAUCUUCUGGGGUCAUAUCUAAUUUGUUUACCAAGGAUGAACAGCAAGAAAUUAUUUCGGAACUAACACCAAUUAUGAAGAGGGAAAACCAGAAGAGGACUUUAACUAAUGAACUAGUAAUGGAGUAUUUUCUUAACAGAACCUGUCAAAAUCUUCAUGUUGUUUUAUGUUUCUCGCCUGUAAGUGAAGCAUUUAGGUAUCGAGCAUUACGUUUUCCUGCUCUUAUAUCUGGUUGUACUAUCGACUGGUUUCAACCUUGGCCAAAAGAUGCUCUAGUAUCUGUUGCGGACCAUUUUCUCGCUGAAUUUGAGAUAGAAUGCACGAAAGAAGUAAAAAAGGAACUCGUAACAGUCCUAGGAACGAUUCAAGAUGUUGUAUCUCAAGUGUCUACGGACUAUUUUCAACGGUUCAGAAGGUCGUCUCACGUCACACCAAAAUCAUAUCUUAGUUUUAUAGGAGGUUACAAAACUAUUUAUCAGAUGAAGCAAAAAGAACUAGGGGACGGAGCACUGAGAAUGGAUACUGGAUUAGAAAAGCUUCGUGAAGCUUCCAUUUCUGUGGAAGUUUUAAAGAAAGAUUUAGCGGUUAUGGAACAAGAUUUAGCUUUAGCAUCUGAAAAAGCUGACCGAGUACUAACUGAAGUUACUGAAAGGGCUAUGCAAGCAGAGAUAGUAAAAAAUCAAGUGCAAAUAGUUAAAGAAAAGGCCGAAGCUUUAGUAGCUUACAUCGCUGAAGAAAAAGAGAAAGCUGAAAUUAAAUUAGAAGCAGCUAAACCGGCACUUGAAGAAGCAGAAGCGGCGCUUAAUACGAUAAAACCAGCACACAUUGCUACAGUCAGAAAAUUAGGUCGGCCACCGCAUCUUAUUAUGAGAAUCAUGGAUUGUGUACUAAUUUUAUUUCAACGCAGAUUGCAUCCAUUAAUACCAGAUACUGCUGCACCUUGCCCGAAACCUUCGUGGGCCGAGUCACUUAAGAUGAUGGCGAGUACAACAUUUCUUCUACAAUUACAAAACUAUCCAAAAGAUAUUAUCAAUAAUGAAAUGGUAGAGCAUUUAGUUCCUUAUUUUGAAAUGGAAGACUAUAAUAUGGAUACUGCUAAACGUGUUUGCGGAGACGUUGCUGGUUUACUCUCCUGGACAAAAGCAAUGGCGUUCUUUCACAGCGUUAAUAAGGAAGUUUUGCCUCUGAAGGCAAAUCUUUUAUUGCAAGAAGCAAGAUUAAAGGUUGCUAUGGAAGAUUUAGCAUCUGCAGAAAGACAACUGGAAGAGAGAGAAUUGUCGCUACGAAAAGUCAAGGAACAGUAUGAGUCAGCAGUAUCUGAGAAACAACAACUAACAGACGCCGCCAAUGUUUGUCUGAGGAAAAUGACAGCUGCUACAGCCUUGAUAAAUGGCCUAGGAGGCGAAAAAAUAAGAUGGACACAACAAAGUAAAGAUUUUAAAGAGCAACUUGGUAGAUUGGUUGGUGAUGUUGUUCUGGCUACAGGAUUUUUAUCAUAUUGUGGACCGUACAAUCAAGAAUUCCGAAAUAGCCUGUUUCACACCUGGAUGGGAAUUCUUCAGAGUAAACAUAUACCAGUCACAGAUAAUUUAAACAUAACAAAUAUGUUAGUAGAAAGUGCCACUAUAUCUGAGUGGACUCUUCAAGGUCUACCAAAUGAUGAACUUUCCGUUCAAAAUGCUUUAAUUGUUACAAAGUCUAGCUCAUAUCCGCUGUUAGUUGAUCCUCAAAGCCAAGGUAAAAAUUGGAUUAAGAAUAAAGAGAGCACAAACGAACUUCAAAUUACUUCAUUAAAUCACAAGUAUUUUAGAACACACCUUGAAGAUAGUUUAUCUCUCGGAAGACCACUUUUGAUUGAGGAUGUAGGUGUAGAACUAGAUCCAGUCAUAGAUAAUGUUUUAGAAAAGAAUUUCAUCAAAUCAGGUUCUAUUGAAAAAGUUAUAGUAGGUGAUAAGGAAUGUGACGUUAUGCCGGGAUUUAUGCUUUAUAUAACAACAAAAUUACCAAAUCCCGCUUACUCGCCAGAAAUAAGUGCAAAAACAUCGAUCAUAGAUUUCACAGUCACAAUGCAAGGUCUGGAGGACCAAUUGUUGGGUCGAGUUAUACUGAUGGAAAAAUCAGAUUUGGAAGAAGAACGGGUUGCUCUUUUUGAAUCAGUGAUGAAAAAUCAAAGGAGUAUGAAAGAGUUGGAAAGCAAUUUGUUAUGUCGACUAACAUCAUCCGAAGGAUCGCUAGUAGAUGAUGAAGCGUUAAUUCAAGUAUUACAGAUAACUAAAACCACAGCUGAAGAAGUGAAUGAAAAGUUGAUAGUGGCUGAAGUGACCGAAAAGAAAAUCGUCAAAGCUAGAGAGGAAUUUAGAGCGGUUGCUGCUAGAGGCUCUAUUUUAUAUUUUUUGAUUGUUGAAAUGAGUGAUGUAAACAUUAUGUACCAAAAUUCUUUGAAGCAAUUCCUAAAUAUAUUUGAUAAUUCUAUAACUAAGUCAACAAAGAGCAAUGUUACCGAGGAAAGAAUAACCUUGAUACUGAAAUACCUUACACAUGAAGUAUGGGCCUUCACUUUGCGAAGUUUAUACGAGAGACACAAGGCUCUGUUUACUUUGAUGUUAGCCAUGAAAAUAGACUGCCAUCGAGGUCUUAUAUCUCAUGACGAAUUCAUGGCUUUUGUAAAGGGUGGUGCAUCACUUGACUUGAAUGCUGUUACUCCAAAGCCAUUUAAAUGGAUUUUGGAUAUAACAUGGCUUAAUUUGGUUGAGAUUAGUAAAUUGAAAAUAUUUUCAGACGUUCUUCAAAAAAUAGCAACAAAUGAAAAAGAAUGGCGGGUGUGGUAUGAAAAGGCAAAACCGGAGGAAGAGAUGAUUCCAUCCGGUUACAACGAAAGCCUCGAUGUUUUUCGCAAAUUACUGCUAAUAAGAUCCUGGAGUCCUGACCGAACUUUGUCACAAGCGCGAAAGUAUAUAGUCGAUUCGCUCGGUACUGAAUACGGCGAAGGGCGAAUACUAAACCUCGAAAGUACUUGGCAAGAAUCUGAACCUCGAACACCGCUCAUUUGCAUACUCUCAAUCGGGUCAGAUCCUUCUGCCCAAAUUGCGACAUUGGCUAAGUCAAAAGAUAUUGUUUUGAAAGCCGUCUCAAUGGGCCAGGGCCAAGAAAUCGUAGCCCGUAAGAUGAUUUCGGACUCCAUGAGUGAAGGAGGCUGGGUGUUAUUGCAAAAUAUUCAUUUGUCUCUACCGUUUUGCGUCGAAGCUAUGGAUGCCCUGAUUGAAACUGAACAUAUGCAAGAAUCUUUUCGACUUUGGCUCACAACUGAAGUGCACACAGAUUUUCCGAUAGGUUUGCUGCAGAUGGCAAUUAAAUUCACUAAUGAGCCACCUCAAGGAAUACGAGCCAGCAUGAAAAGAACUUACCAAAAUAUCACCCAAGAUACAUUAGAUUAUUCUUCACUAUCGCAAUGGCCUCCGCUCCUGUAUGCUGUUGCAUUUUUGCACACUAUCGUACAAGAAAGAAGGAAAUUCGGGCCUUUGGGGUGGAAUAUUCCUUAUGAGUUUAAUCAAGCGGAUUAUGCAGCGAGCGUCCAAUUUAUUCAGAACCAUUUGGACGAAAUCGACCCAAAGAAAGGAAUUUCAUGGCCUACUAUUUGUUACAUGCUGGGAGAGGUACAAUACGGUGGUCGGGUGACGGAUGAUUUCGACAAACGUUUACUGACCACAUUUACCAACGUAUGGUUUUGCGACGUGCUUCUAAGACCAGGUUUUGAAUUCUACAAAGGUUACAAAGUGCCACAAACGAGGAAUAUACAAGGAUACGUAGAUUACAUAAACCAAUUACCUUUGACUGAUACUCCUGAAGUAUUUGGAUUGCAUGGUAACGCAGAUAUUACAUAUCAGAUAAACAGUGCUAAAGAUAUUUUGGAUACUAUACUUAGUGUUCAACCUAAAGAAGGAGGCAGUCAGGGAGGCGAAACUAGAGAAAGUAUAGUAUAUCGUUUAGCUGAGGAUAUGUUGGAAAAACUACCUAAGCAGUAUGUUACUUUCGAAGUUCGAGAGGCUCUACAAAAGAUGGGCGCAUUUUUACCAAUGAAUAUUUUUUUAAGACAAGAGAUAGACAGAAUACAGCGAGUCAUAAAAACAGUAUUCACGACUUUAUGCGAUUUGAAACUGGCUAUUGAUGGAACGAUCGUAAUGAGCCAAGGGCUACGAGAGUCUUUAGAUGCUAUGUACGAUGCAAGAAUACCCAGUCAAUGGUCGAAGGUAUCAUGGGAAUCAGCAACCUUAGGGUUUUGGUACACUGAGCUAUUGGAACGGGAGCAGCAGUACAGAGCGUGGCUCCGGAAUGGCAGACCUCAUACAUUUUGGAUGACAGGCUUCUUCAAUCCACAAGGCUUUUUGACAGCUAUGAGACAGGAAGUAACAAGAAGCCAUAAAGGAUGGGCUUUAGAUUCGGUCGUCUUACAAAAUCAUAUAACGAAGCUCAAUCGUGAGGACGUACACGAAGGACCGUCAGAAGGUGUUUAUGUUUACGGCUUGUUUCUUGAAGGCGCUUCUCUGGACAGAAAAACAGGCAAACUCAUUGAAUCCAAACCUAAAGUUCUUUAUGAACAAAUGCCAGUAAUUUAUAUAUUCGCAAUAAACACAACCGCGGGAAAAGAUCCUAGAUUAUACGAGUGUCCCAUCUAUAGGAAGCCCCAACGAACCGACGCCAAGUACGUGGGGUCAAUCGACUUUGAAACCGACAGCAAUCCCCGACAUUGGACCUUACGAGGAGUAGCUCUCCUUUGCGACAUCAAAUAAAAUCAAAUAA